This is a messenger RNA of Cyanidioschyzon merolae strain 10D, 1425 nucleotides long. RefSeq names its product probable aspartate aminotransferase. NCBI's taxonomy places the organism in Eukaryota, Rhodophyta, Bangiophyceae, Cyanidiales, Cyanidiaceae. The record is from RefSeq and is a predicted model, not a curated record. The coding region runs from base 1 to 1425 and encodes 474 amino acids. The transcript has a single exon. Gene Ontology annotation, molecular function: L,L-diaminopimelate:2-oxoglutarate transaminase activity; pyridoxal phosphate binding.
AUGUACGUAAACUCCUUAUGUGGAAGCGGUUGGCUCCAGAAAGCAUCGUUCUUAGGUAAUAGGUCUCAAGAUGCUGGAGCGAGCUUCCACCAAGUGGGUGUGUGCCGGGUAGCGCGACACGCCAACUGCCGCGCUUCGUCGCCGCUGCGGCGUUUCCUCGCCAUGCAUACCCGGGUGCCGCGCAACGAAAACUUUUCGAAGCUCCAGGGUGGGUACCUGUUUCCACAAAUAGCUCAAAGACGACGAGAGUACCUGGAGAAGCACCCAGAUGCAGCGCUUAUCUCGUUAGGUAUUGGCGAUACGACGCAGCCUAUACCUCCGCAUAUCUGCGCGGGAUUGACGCAAGGCGCUAAGAAACUUGCCACGAAAGAAGGCUAUAGCGGUUACGGCGAUGGCGAGGGUCUGUAUGCGCUCCGAAAAAGCAUCGCUUCACGUCUCUAUGGCGAUCGCAUCAGGCCGGAGGAGGUGUUUGUUUCCGACGGUGCCAAGUGCGACAUCGCCCGUCUCCAGAUGGUCUUCGGUAGCGAGGUCACUGUGGCGGUGCAGGACCCCAGUUAUCCUGUGUACGUGGACACUGCGGUUAUGACGGGCCAGACUGGUCGUAUCAAUGCCGAUACCCGCCAGUAUGCCGGCAUCGUGUACAUGCGCUGCGACGCUGCCAAUGACUUUUUCCCGGACUUGUCUAAGACACCGCGCACGGAUCUCAUUUUCUUUUGUUCGCCGAACAAUCCAACUGGAGCUGCCGCAACGAGAGAGCAACUGGCAGAGUUGGUGGCCUUCGCGCGACACAACGGCAGCAUCAUUGUGUACGAUGCAGCAUAUGCGCCGUUUAUUCGUGAUCCCGCCGUCCCGCGCUCUAUUCUGGAAAUCGAUGGAGCACUUGAAUGCGCUAUUGAAGUGAACUCAUUCAGCAAGUACGCGGGUUUCACGGGUGUACGCCUCGGCUGGACAGUUGUGCCUUCAGCGCUUCGUUUUGCUGACGGAACACCAGUCGCGAAGGACUUUGGGCGAGUCAUGAACACGGCUUUUAACGGUGCGAGUAAUAUCGCACAGCAAGGAGGCAUGGCGUGCCUAGAUGAUGAAGGUCUCGCGGAGAUCGAGCAACUCAUAUCCUACUACCUGGAGAACACCCGCAUCCUGCGAGAGGGUAUGGAAUCGCUUGGGUUCUCGGUCUACGGCGGCCGCAAUGCACCCUAUAUUUGGGUCCGCUUUCCCGGUCGCUCGAGCUGGGACGUGUUCACCGAGUUUUUGGAAAAGUGCCAGGUCGUUACGGUCCCUGGGGCAGGAUUUGGCCCAGCAGGCGUCGAGUAUGUGCGUCUGUCGGCGUUUGCGCCGCGCGAGGCCUGCCAAGAGGCUGUGCGUCGCAUCCAGACAGCGUUCGGGGGCCGCCCUGCCGACCCGAUUGCCGCCUCAUCAUUCCAGUGA